AUGGCAGUCAGUGAGUCAUCUAGACUACGUGCCUCCUUGGAGAAGGAAAAUGUUCCUGUCAGGCGACUUAUUGUUAAUCAGAUUCUUCAUCCACCUGCCUCUGACUGCAAGUUUUGUGCAGUGAAAAGAAAGGAUCAGACGCGUGCCCUUGAUAUGAUUCGAAAUGAUCCAGAGCUAUUCAGCUUGAAGUUAAUCCAAGCACCCUUAGUUGAUAUGGAGAUUAGGGGUGUCCCAGCACUUAAAAUUAUGGGGGACAUCGUAUGGAAAUUAGCAACCACUAGUUUCCUCAUAAUACUAGACCGGGAAUUUUCCGGGCACAUGAAGAUGACAAUUCAUAAGGAGAGUAUCUUGCAAUACUACAAAUCCAGCAUCAGAGAAGCCAGAGGCUUUGAUAUCAAACUGCCAGUAGCAUGAAAUAGGGUGAUGGAAGACCCUACAGCCCUACACUGGAAGGAGCCAAAACUUGUAUACUUCUUUCUUCCUUG
This is a messenger RNA of Theobroma cacao (cacao), 485 nucleotides long. RefSeq names its product ATPase GET3B-like. Gene Ontology annotation, cellular component: GET complex. The record is from RefSeq and is a predicted model, not a curated record. Gene Ontology annotation, biological process: tail-anchored membrane protein insertion into ER membrane. Gene Ontology annotation, molecular function: ATP hydrolysis activity; ATP binding. NCBI's taxonomy places the organism in Eukaryota, Viridiplantae, Streptophyta, Magnoliopsida, Malvales, Malvaceae.